UUACGCGCACGAACCUGGCUGCGAAUGUCCUUAUUGCAUCCACCAUCGUUUCGGGAGUGCUUGUGUUAUGUUCUGCGGCGUGUGAUUGUGCGUGUGUACAAAGCUGUAUUCCCUGCCAUAUUUCGUCGCUGUAUUAACGGACGACAGAUCGCCCCCAUCGUCCGCACCAUGAAUUUCGGCAAGCUGCUCAACGUCGCCGAGAAGAACCGCUCAGCGUCCGCGGCUGAGAAGUCUGUCAAGCGGUACAGCACAGAGGUGGCUCCGGCCAAGAAGGCGCCACGCAGCAAUGUCCAGUCGGCCGCCAUCAGAGCCUUUCUGCAGCGGAAGGAAGAAGAGGAGCGCAGAAGACAGAUUGAGGAGCAGAAGAAGAAAGAGAAGCUUCUUGAGCUGCGGGCUCAGAAUUCCAAGUCUAACAAGCGUGCCAAGGUGAUGGCCUCGCGCACCAAGGACAACAACUUUGGGCGCAUCCGUCUGACGGAGGAAGAGGAAGAGGCACGACGCAAGCGAGAGGAGGAGCUGCGGCGCAAGAUGCUCACCGACAAGGUUGAGCGCAUGAAGGCACGCAUAAAGCUCCAGCAGGAAGAAGAGGCAUUGCCGCACAAGCGAAAGCGCAAACGGCGGAACUCGCAGGGGGAGAUCAUCAGCGAGCCUGAGAGCAUAGACCCAGCCAAGGAGGAAAUUAACCUGGAGCUGCGCGACAACAUCACGGUCGACAGACUAGCACAUCGUGUUCCCCGUGACCACCCCCGCUACCACCUGUUCCUGUUCCCCCACAAACAUCAGGGCGAGAAAUUCAAAAGCAUUGUGUUCAUCUACUCCAUUGCUGGCAGCGAAUGCCCUGUCAAGGAGCGCAUGCUCUACUCCAGCUGCAAGCUCCCCCUGGUGGAGACCAUUGAGACGCAGGUUGGCGUGCCGAUCACCAAGAAGUGUCUGGGAUACCACAGCUUGGGGCAGUGUGAGAACAUUUAA
Messenger RNA from Rhipicephalus sanguineus (brown dog tick), 969 nucleotides. Its product is annotated as protein SPT2 homolog. Gene Ontology annotation, molecular function: actin monomer binding; actin filament binding. The record is from RefSeq and is a predicted model, not a curated record. Bases 25 to 969 code for a protein of 314 amino acids. Gene Ontology annotation, biological process: regulation of lamellipodium assembly; barbed-end actin filament capping; actin filament depolymerization. Gene Ontology annotation, cellular component: actin filament; myofibril; cytoplasm. The transcript has 7 exons. Lineage: Eukaryota; Metazoa; Arthropoda; Arachnida; Ixodida; Ixodidae.